CAUAUAUGAGAACAUUUAAAAGAUAUGGCGAGCAUAAUAUUAAUAGCUUGCCUAGCUAUACUGGGCUUAAUAAUUGCGAUAGCAUUAUUUUUGGCCGGUGGCUACUUGUGGUGGAGGCACAAAAGGUCACAACUGCAGUUUAUAGAGCCGAAUGAAGACGAGGAAUCAAGUAGCUACAGCUUAAGAGCUGCCCAGGACAUUUUGGAAUCUGGAAAUCCGCCAAAUAAGCCGCAAGUGCCCGUUGCCCAAGCGAUUACGAAUCCUCUACAAAAUAACAUUAAUCGAAAAUUGAAUGGAUUCUUAAAUCUUCGAACGCCUCUCAUUGGGAGCGGCUCAGCAGCAACACCAACAAAAAAAUCAAAUACUUCCACAGGUGCAAGUGCGAAUGAUGGUACAGCUAAGGAUGCUGCGAAUAAAAGCAUCUCAAUGACCGAUAUGUAUCUGGAUAGUACGGAUCCCAGUGAAAACGUCGGACAAAUUCACUUUUCAUUGGAAUAUGAUUUUCAAAACACGACGCUAAUAUUAAAAGUGCUGCAGGGCAAAGAGCUGCCAGCAAAGGACUUAAGUGGAACAUCCGAUCCCUAUGUACGAGUGACACUGUUGCCAGAUAAAAAACAUCGCCUCGAAACUAAAAUAAAGAGAAGAACUCUGAAUCCGCGCUGGAAUGAAACAUUCUAUUUCGAAGGCUUUCCAAUACAAAAGCUGCAAUCACGUGUACUUCAUUUACAUGUCUUCGAUUAUGAUCGUUUCUCACGGGACGAUUCAAUUGGUGAAGUAUUUUUGCCACUGUGUCAGGUGGACUUUGCUGGCAAGCAAUCAUUUUGGAAGGCCUUGAAACCGCCAGCUAAGGAUAAGUGCGGCGAACUUUUAUCUUCACUAUGCUAUCAUCCUUCGAAUUCUAUUUUAACGCUGACAUUGAUCAAAGCUAGGAAUUUAAAAGCUAAAGAUAUCAAUGGAAAGUCAGAUCCUUAUGUGAAGGUUUGGCUUCAAUUCGGCGACAAGCGUGUAGAAAAGAGAAAAACACCUAUAUUCACCUGUACGCUUAAUCCAGUCUUUAACGAAUCAUUCAGCUUUAAUGUGCCAUGGGAAAAGAUACGCGAAUGCUCUUUGGAUGUUAUGGUCAUGGACUUCGAUAAUAUUGGGAGAAACGAGCUGAUCGGCCGAAUAUUGCUAGCAGGUAAGAACGGUUCAGGUGCCUCAGAAACAAAGCAUUGGCAAGAUAUGAUCUCGAAGCCCAAACAAACUGUGGUACAAUGGCAUCGCUUAAAGCCUGAAUAGAUCCUGAUCUGCGAACUACUGCAGUUUAGUAAAGGGCUAUAAUGAAUGCCCUCAAUAUAAUAUAAAUUUGAUUAUAAACUAAGAUUUCAAUGAAACAUACAUACGAUAUAGAGGCAUUGAAAUCGGAGCACACGAAAAACAAAAGCACAUUGUAUUAGGGUAUAAUCGACUGCAUAUACCCGUUCACGAAUACAAAACUGUAUACAUUUUUGUUGGGACAAAUUUGCCACAAAUACAGGAAACUACAGGGAUCAAGCGCGAAAACUUGGUCAUCCUAGCUCAUUGGCCUAAUAGGAUUAGAUGACGCUGAUCUAUAUACAAAAUAUGAAAGCAGUAAUCAUCCCGGAAAACUAGAUAAUCCUCGUUUAUUCUCUCACCGAUUUUUCCGAUUUACCACCAACUAUAGAGCUUGUGUAGAGCUAGUCUAUAUGCAAAUACAUAUCUAAAAUCCAAUGCUUCAGCCUUAAAUCGAACAGGAAUUAUAGAGAAACACUAAAUGUAUAUAAUAAUUCCUUGAUUUCCCCAGAAGCCAUUAUCCAUUAUCCUCCAAAUUAACACCAAAUACCGUAUUCUUUUAUUUCCGACUUCGUGAACGAGUAUCAAAAUGCUUAAGCUUUAGUCGGAAUCUAAAUUGAAUCUGAAUUGUAAAGUUGUAGCGAGAAGCCAGCUAAGGUGAACAAACAAUUGAAUUGUGCAAAAAAAGUUUAAAAGAAGAAAUGUUUUU
Drosophila hydei is the source of this 2002-nucleotide messenger RNA. It is a transcript of the gene Syt7, whose product is annotated as synaptotagmin-7. Gene Ontology annotation, molecular function: phosphatidylserine binding; clathrin binding; calcium-dependent phospholipid binding. NCBI's taxonomy places the organism in Eukaryota, Metazoa, Arthropoda, Insecta, Diptera, Drosophilidae. Gene Ontology annotation, cellular component: membrane; axon; synapse. The record is from RefSeq and is a predicted model, not a curated record. The transcript has 9 exons. Gene Ontology annotation, biological process: calcium-ion regulated exocytosis; regulation of dopamine secretion; vesicle fusion. The coding region runs from base 25 to 1278 and encodes 417 amino acids.